This is a messenger RNA of Arctia plantaginis, 1182 nucleotides long. Lineage: Eukaryota; Metazoa; Arthropoda; Insecta; Lepidoptera; Erebidae. The record is from the annotation of a GenBank genome assembly.
AUGUAUAUCUACUUAAAAUUUAUGUUGUAUAUCUAUGGUACCCAAAACGACCGAAAAGAUUUAGAUGAUAUCGUAAAUAUACGUACAUCUUUAGAUUACAACCCAGCAGAUGAUCCUGUGAACUUUAUUAGUGAUCCUAUUAACAGAAUUUUAAUUUUCGUUUCUGGCAGUGACCAACCCCCUGACCUGAAGCUGAAACCAAAUAGUUUGGUUUCCGAUGACAUCGGAUACGUGAUAUACUCGGCACUGGGGAGCUUCUACAUACCGUCCUGCAUCAUGGUGUUCGUCUAUAUCAGGAUAUACUUCGCAGCUAAAGCGCGGGCUAGAAGAGGCAUACGGAAAAACCCUCGGCCUAGACCAAAUGAACAACAGACGAGCUUCAGCAACCCGCCCAGAGGCACUCGACCGAUGCCAACGACCCAUCCCAUGCCUCAGGGACAUCUUAGUAGUAAUAAUAAUGGUGAAAGCCAAAUAUCAACAAUAGAGACACCCCAAGUGCAGAUCCCGACAGUCACGUGCGAGUUGGCCUCAGACAUAUCCACCAGUGAGGCUGGAGACACUAUUCCACCACCACCGGACGAACGGAAAGACACGCUCAAAGUGGUAGUGACAUCGGCGCAAGUAACAAAAAAUCCUUUGGCAUCCUGUCCAUUGCGGAGUUCAUCACUCUCGGUGAAUGGAGAGCUGCAACUACAACAGACGAGGGGCAGAGCGCCCAGCGUCGCUAUCGAUACCGACAUGGUCUCAGAAAUGGAACCAUCGUCAUCAGACUCUGGGGUUGUCAGCCGAUGUGGUGGAGUCAAACCUUUAAAACUUAGAAUCUUCAAAAAGACCGAUAGAAGACAAGAAAAAUCCCAACCAAGUAAAUCAGAAUUAGAGCCUGCGCUUCCAAAGCCGCAUAAACCAAGAGACCCAGAGAGGGAAAAGAAAAGAAUAGCCAGAAAAAAGGAGAAGAGAGCAACUUUAAUCUUAGGUUUAAUUAUGGGCAGUUUUAUCGCUUGCUGGCUGCCAUUUUUCUUCCUGUAUAUUCUUAAGGCUGCUUGCAGAUUUUGCGUAAUACCGGCUAGUGCUUUCGCUAUAGCAUUUUGGCUGGGAUACAUGAACUCUGUGCUGAACCCUGUCAUAUACACAAUAUUCAACAAGGAUUUUAGAAGAGCGUUUAGAAGGAUACUGUUUAAGUGA